AUGGCCACUCCCGAGCUCGUCGCCUAUCUCAGGUCUCUCGACGCCGUCCGCAACCGCUCCAGCCAGGUCUACCACCUCGCCGUCGAGGGCAAACUCAACCACUGGCACUUUGACCAGGCCAAGCUUGGGGACGUUGCCGACUACUGCGCAAAGAUCAUCCAGAGGGACUUUGGGACGGAUUAUGCUUCUAUCCCUCCUCACUGCCGCCGUAACCACUUUAUAACCCCCAAGCGCAACCGCAUCACUACCCUCCUCUCCACCCCCGGCUUCCCGCCCCCCUCCGACCCUCUAGCCCGGGCAUCAGCCUUGACUGAUCUGUACCUCGUGUCUGUCCUACUUGAUGCCGGAGCUGGACCGGACUGGGAGUACAUCGAGGUGGAUGAGGAGGAUAAGGAAAACGUCGUUUGGAAGGGCGGGAGGAGCGAGGGGUUGGCUGUGGCGAGCUACAACAUGUUUAAAGACGGGCUCUUUUCCCAUACUGACAACAAGUUUCAAGUGACUGCCGAGGGCCUGAAGAACCUCACGCCCAAACUCCUAGCCAAACACUUGCAAGUAUCAACUGCCAACCCGAUGGCAGGUCUCCAAGGCCGUACCGACCUCCUGAUCAACCUCGGUUCCGCCCUCCAAGCCCGUCCAGACUUGUGCCCCACCGGCCGUCCUGGCGACUUGAUCCAAUGCUUUGGCGACAAGAUUACCGACAACAUCUUGCCUCUUGCCGACUUUUGGUCCACCCUCUUCGAGCUCUUGUUGCCCAUCUGGCCGUCCAGGACAAUAUUGCCUUCUUACCCCGACGAGGCUCUGGGAGACGUCUGGCCUUGUGCUGCUCUUUCGUCCGCUCUAGACCAAGCCGGUGCAGGGCGUACAGAAGGCGACGAUCUCGUACCAUUCCACAAACUCACCCAAUGGCUCUGCUACUCGCUCGUCGAAGGGAUCGAAUCCCAAACCGGCUGGAAGGUCGAUCGCGGCCGCGGCCAGACGGGCUUGCCAGAGUACAGGAAUGGAGGGCUGUUGGUGGAUUUGGGCGCUUUGACGGUCAAGGCAGAGACGUUGGGGGAGGAGGCGUAUUCGAAUGGGAAGGAGAAGCCUCCCGUGCUUGAACCUAGUCAUCCGGCGGUGAUUGAAUGGCGAGCUGUUACCGUCAUCUCUUUGGACAAGAUCCACGAGAUCCUCUGCGAAAAGCUCAAUGUCGACAAGCUAGUGCUCGGCCUCGCCCAAGUACUCGAGGCUGCUACCUGGAAGGGUGGAAGGGAAAUCGCAAAGGAGAAGAGGGAGGGAGGCGGACCGCCAGUGGAGAUUGUCAGUGAUGGUACUGUCUUCUGA
Molecule: messenger RNA, 1320 nt
Organism: Cryptococcus wingfieldii CBS 7118
Lineage: Eukaryota; Fungi; Basidiomycota; Tremellomycetes; Tremellales; Cryptococcaceae
Exons: 5
Coding region: 1-1320 (439 amino acids)
Source: RefSeq, a predicted model, not a curated record